Messenger RNA from Dentiscutata heterogama, 339 nucleotides. The record is from the annotation of a GenBank genome assembly. NCBI's taxonomy places the organism in Eukaryota, Fungi, Glomeromycota, Glomeromycetes, Diversisporales, Gigasporaceae.
GAAUAUUUUACAAUGAAGUAUAUUUUUGUGCUCAUGGUUCUUAUUUGUCUCGCCUAUGGCUUGGCAAUUCAUGCAUCACCUCUCCGCGAAGUUAAAUCUAGUCAUCUGACGAAACGAGAAUGUAUUGGUGGUGGGUAUCAAGAUUGUAUCGAAGAUGAACCAUGUGAAGAGCAUGAUGACUGUAUGAUCGGUUUGAUUUGUAGCAAUUCGGUAUGCUCUCAUGCUUCUGAUGCUUCUGGUGAUCUUGAUAUUUCUGAUGAUCUUGAUAUUUCUAAUGAUCUUAAUGUUUCUGGUGGUUUUGAUGCUUCUGGUGAUUUAAUGUUUCUUGGAAUUGUAUAA